Messenger RNA from Candoia aspera, 2542 nucleotides. RefSeq names its product pentraxin 4 (gene PTX4). The transcript has 3 exons. The coding region runs from base 1 to 1602 and encodes 533 amino acids. NCBI's taxonomy places the organism in Eukaryota, Metazoa, Chordata, Lepidosauria, Squamata, Candoiidae. The record is from RefSeq and is a predicted model, not a curated record.
AUGCAAGAGUCCGCGGGGGUGGAGGCCGCUAGUUGCCGUCCUUACUGUGGGUCCCUUGGGUUCCGUCAGUUGCAGGAGGUCUCCCUGAUGCACCUCCGGGAGGCGGCAGAGAACUACAACCUUUCCCACCGCUUUGAGGCCAAGUUUGACCGCCUGCUGCAGAAGCACGAGCGCCUGGAGCUGGUGGCCAACGAGUCCCACGCCUCCACCCGCAAGGAACUGCAGACUGGGCUGAAGGCGCUCCGGAGGCGAGGCAGGGAGCAGGGGCUGAAGAUCAGAGCCCUGGAGGAGUCCUUGCGCGAGCACCGGCGGGGCCUGGCGGAGGGGCAGCCGCGGCAGGGGUGCCUGUCUAACCUCACCCGGGAGCUGGAGGGCCACAGGGAGGACUUCCGCGCCGUGGCCGCCCGCCAGCGGGGCCUGCAGAAGGCGCUGGAGAGCCUCCGGGAUGCCCUCAAGAGCCAGGGGGGCCGGCUGGGUGAGAUGGAGCAGGUGCUGAAGGGCUCCAGGCUGAACGAGGCCCCGCCCGGGUCUCGGACUGCAGCCCCUCUCCUGAACCCGGAGAAGGGCCCGGAGGCAGCAGGAGGGCAGAGCCCCACCUCAAAGAAGCUGCACCCCGAGCCCCGGCCCGGGAAGGGGCUGCGGCAGGAGGGCAGCCGCGGGGAGGCCCCAGCUCAGAGCCGAGCAGUGGUGCUCCAGCAGAGGGGGAGCCUGCUGGGCCUUUCCCCGCCGCAGGCCGAACCGGUGCCAGCCCCUUCGCCCGAGCAGCCAAGGCUCCGAGAAUGGCCUCCUGGCCCGAUCAAAGCCCCAGGAGGGGAGAAGCUGCCAGAAGGGCCCCAGAAGCCAAGCACAAGGUCCGUAGCUCAGGAAGGAGGGCACCGGUUUGCACGUAGAAAGAAGCACCUGGAGUCAAUUCCUGGCAGUCUCCCCACCUCUCUCCCUUCCCCGCUUCUCUUCCCUGCAGGGUGCAAUGUAGGCGCCAUGCUGGUUUUCCCCAAUGCUUCCACCGAGAACUUCGCAGCCUUCCAGCCCAGCUUCCAGACUGGCUUGCUUGAACUGAGCCUCUGUAGCUGGGUGAGGACCGACGCCAGUUAUCUGGGCACGAUCCUGUCUUAUGCUACGGAGGAGAAUGACAACAAGCUGGUGCUCCAUGGCAGGGAUGCUGCCCCCCGCAACUCCAUCCACUUUGUGAUUGGCGACCCUGCUUUCCGGGAGCUGCCAGUGGGGCCAGUCUUGGAUGGCAAGUGGCACCACGUCUGCGUCAUCUGGUCCUCCAUCCGGGGACGUUACUGGUUCUACGUGGACAGAAGGCUGGCCUCCCUGGGCUCCAACUUCCAGAAGGGCUAUGAGAUUCCACCCCAAGGGUCGCUCCUUCUCGGCCAGGAGCAAGACACAGUGGGCGGAGGGUUCGAACCCUCCGAAUCCUUCGUGGGGCUCCUGGCUGGCUUUGCCGUGUGGGGCCGUGCUUUGCUGCCCGGGGAGGUCUCCAGUAUCGCCCUUGGGAAAGGCCUGCCCCGUCGGACAAUCCUCACCUUAGCCAAUGUCUCCCUGCUCAGCGGUUCUGUGCAGAAGGUGGACUGCACUUGCCUUGAGCACUGCCUGUGAUUCCCCCCCAGCAGAAACCCCGAAGGCUGCCCGUCGUCCGACUGGCGGGAACUAGCUCAGCUGGAUUUUCUCCAGAGAAGGGAUCCUGCUGAAGGGGCUGGGUCAAUCCGAGGGCAGCAGCCGUAGCCCCAAAUGCCGCUCCCGACCUCCCUUCAAAUGCAGCCAUUAACUGCCAACGUGUGACUGAGCAGUCUGUACUUUAUAUAUUUCCAAUUUAAUCAGUGGGAUGCUCUUCAGCCCACGUGCUUCAGCUGGGUGCCCUACCCCUGCUCAACUCCACCUUAUGCCCUCUGCUUCCCUCGAUCCUUUGAGCCUGUAGCCGGAGAGUGAUCCUGUUCUUUCCUCAGCUCUGCUGUCAGUCUGGCAGACUAAGUCAUGCCCCCAAAUGGAUGGUUGCAGUUGUGGGCUUGGGGCAGGUAUGGCUUGCAUAUUGGCACAAGUCACCAAACCAGCACCCCCUGCUCAAACAGGUGCUAAAUCAUGCCAACUGCACAAUUGUGGAAAUCAUGAAAAUUAGGGUCCAAGUAUUGUUUAUUCCCAGGAUAUUUGUACAGAGGAAGGGGUGAGGGAACCAUUAUUACUGUACAGAGUUUGUUCCGGCCUCUUCCUUCUGGCCUGGGGAGAAUUAACAGAAAGAAAAAAAAUUGUUGAAAUUGUCAUGUGCCAUUUUCAUAACAAGAUUUAAAAAAAAAAUGACAGUGGACAUUGUUGGUAAAUCAUAUUAGUUUCCUCCAACAUGAACGUUCCUUCGUUUUCUCUUUCUAAGAUCCAAUGGAUUCACUCUGCCUGUCACAUUUCUCAAGCCAGUUCUGGCUCCCUGUUUCUGCUUAUCUUUGCUGUGUGUAUAAUACAUUGGAGAGAACCACCAUCUUCAUUUUAUUGUUGAAAAUAACUGUUUUGACUUGAAGCAAUAAAUAUCUAUUCAAGGCCUUGGACGUUC